AGAGAGAGAGAGAGAGUUGAGGAGGAGCUUGCUGAGAUAAGAUUCCCUCCACGCACCAUCAGCACCACAAACUUGCAGUCUACCCAUCCAUCUUCAUCUUUCUCCGGCGCGCUUUUCCUUUUGCGAACACACGUUUUAAUGUUUUUUGCCCCCCGCCGGAAGGUGCACAGGUGCAUCCCGCGGUUAAUACUCGCUCUCUGCUGAGUUGAUUAUGGUCACAACCCCCACGGUGCCAAGGUGGAGCCACCGCGCGUAUCUCGGAUCGGUGCGCUUCUCCAGGGGCUGGGAUGCGCACCGGGCACCUCUCGCUUCCUGCCAAGUUUCGGGUCUGAGCAGGAGUCUAGCGCUGCCCCGGGGCGCCGAGGCAGGAGGACCCAGUCGACCCGGAGCAGGAUGCCGGUGAUGAGAGGGCUGCUGGCCCCGCAAAACACCUUCCUGGACACCAUCGCCACCCGCUUCGAUGGCACCCACAGCAACUUCGUUUUGGGAAAUGCCCAGGUGCAGUCGCUCUACCCCAUCGUCUACUGCUCCGACGGGUUCUGUGAGCUCACAGGUUACGCCCGUGCCGAGCUCAUGCAGAAGAGCUGCGCUUGUCACUUCCUGUACGGCCCGGAAACGAGUGACCGGUUAACGGCCCAGAUCCAAGGAGCCCUGGAUGACAGGAGGGAGUUCAAGACUGAGUUGGUGUUCUACAAGAAGGAAGGUACACAGUUCUGGUGUCUUCUGGACAUUGUACCCAUUAAAAAUGAAAAGGGUGAGGUGGUUUUGUUCCUUGUGUCCCACAAAGACAUCACCGACAAGAAGAAGGACCAGGAUCCUGAACAAGGACCUGACACAGAUGAGGAGACAGGUCUGGAGGUGCAUCAGGUAACUCGGCCUCCAGGAUUCAACGCCAACCGGCGCCGCAGCAGAGCUGUUCUCUAUCACCUGUCAGGACACCUGCAGAAACAAGACAAGAGCAAGCUCAAGAUCAACAAUAACAUGUUCGGGGAGAAGCCUCCGAUCCCAGAGUACAAGGUAGCAGCUAUUCAGAAAUCCCGCUUCAUACUGCUCCACUACGGAACCUUCAAGGCCGGCUGGGAUUGGCUGAUCCUGCUGGCGACCUUCUACGUGGCCGUCACCGUGCCCUACAACGUAUGCUUCACGGUGGUGGGAGGGCGGGAUGAAGGCAGCAGCAGUGCCCCGCGGAGCCCGCCCAGCGUCAGUGACAUCCUCGUAGAGAUCCUGUUUAUUUUAGACAUACUGCUGAACUUUCGAACUACUUUUGUGAGCACGUCGGGUCAGGUAGUGUACGACGCCCGCUCCAUCUGUGUUCACUACGUCACCACUUGGCUCUUUGUCGAUCUCAUUGCCGCCCUGCCCUUUGACCUGCUGUAUGCUUUCAACGUCAGCGUGUACUUUGGGGUCCACCUGCUGAAGACGGUUCGGCUGCUCCGGUUACUGCGGCUGCUGCAGAAGCUGGAGCGAUACUCCCAGUACAGCGCUGUGGUUCUUACUCUGCUCAUGUCCAUGUUCGCCUUGCUGGCCCACUGGAUGGCCUGUGUCUGGUACUUCAUUGGCCGCAAGGAGAUCGAAAGUCCUGGAUCCUGGGAUAUUGGUUGGCUCCAUGAGCUUGGCAAGCGCCUGGGCACGCCCUACUUCCUGUCCCCCCUGACAACACUGGUCCCUGCCACAGUCAGCAGCCUCCCCACCAACAGCAGUCAGUGGAACGUGUCGGGGUCAGAGGUUGGAGGGCAGACCUCCUGGAACUCCAGCCAGUAUUAUGGGAACAUGUCGGGAAGCGAGGCCACGUCGGGAACGGAUGCUGGGGGUGGAAGUUUCGGGUUGCUGGGGGGCGGCCCAUCAAUGCGUAGCAGCUACGUGACAUCCCUGUACUUUGCUCUGAGCAGUCUAACCAGUGUGGGAUUUGGAAAUGUAUCAGCCAACACAGACUCAGAGAAGAUCUUCUCCAUCUGCACCAUGCUCAUAGGAGCGCUGAUGCAUGCAGUGGUGUUUGGUAACGUGACGGCGAUCAUCCAGAGGAUGUACUCACGCCGCUCGCUCUACCACACACGCACCAAGGACCUGAAGGACUUCAUCAGGGUCCACCGGCUGCCCAAGGCGUUGGAGCAGCGCAUGCUAGAGUGUUUCCAGACCACGUGGUCGGUCAACAACGGGAUAGACGUUAACGAGCUCCUAAAGGACUUCCCGGACGAGCUGAGGGCCGACAUCGCCAUGCACCUGAACAAGGAGCUGCUCCAGCUCCCCCUGUUCGAGUCGGCCAGCAGGGGCUGCCUGCGUUCCCUGUCCCUCAUUAUCAAGACCUCCUUCUGCGCUCCGGGCGAGUUCCUCAUCAGGCAGGGAGACGCCCUGCAGGCCAUCUACUUUGUCUGCUCGGGCUCCAUGGAGGUCCUGAAAGACAACACUGUGCUGGCCAUACUUGGUAAAGGAGACCUGAUUGGUUCAGACUCCCUGACGAAGGAGCAGGUGAUCAAGACCAACGCCAACGUCAAGGCCCUGACCUACUGCGACCUGCAGUACAUCAGCCUCAAGGGCCUCCGUGAAGUCCUGCGACUCUACCCCGAGUACGCCCAGAAGUUCAUCAGCGAGAUACAGCAUGACCUCACGUACAAUCUGCGAGAGGGCCACGGGGCUGAUGUGGACUGGGAAAGCAACGGCGGCCUGGUGAAGAAGCUUCCGUCCAUCCGUGAGGACGAGGAGGGCGACGAGGAGCAGAACUCUGUGUCCCGGGCCCCUCGCUCCCCGCUGCGUCUCAGCAGGGGCCUCAACUCGCCCCUGCGCUCCCCUCUUCUGCCGCCCAGGCCGUUCCGCGCUCCCUCUGAGCACUCACGGCCAGCCACCCUGCAGAUACCGGUGGUCAGCUUCAGCAGUGCGCCACCUGAGCUCAGCCCCAGGUUCGUGGACGGCAUCGAAACAGAGAGCAAUUCCACCUCAUCGCAGAAGUUCGAGUUCAGUCCCAGCCUGUCACCUACAGCGUCCCCCUCCCCAUACCCAGGGCUCCGGGAGCACUCUGAGAUCAAGCAGAGUGUGUCUAAAUUGACUGAGGAGAUGAACGGUCUCUCCAAACAAGUGUCCAAGCUCAGUGAGGAGCUGCAGGAAAUGACACGCCUGCUCAAGCCCCUCCUCCAAAUAGCAUCGCCACCAAUCCUGACCACCAUGAUGCCAAAUCUGACCCCACCCCCAAGCAGUGCCAGCCAGCUCUCAACAAGCUCCUGUCUCGUGUUGCCACCCCCCGCCACAUCCUGUCCCCUGCAGAGACCUGACACUCAUUCCCUGUUGGACAGUGGAGACAUAGAGGGUGUGGAUUUGCCAGGAUGCCUUCUCCCGACUACUCAUUCACCAAGGCCUAAUUCAUCAUCUCCAGCAUCGCCACAGACCCCGCCGGGGGGCAACUUCAAGGCCCACGCCCGGUCCAACCUCCCGUCACCCGAGGAAGGACUUGCUGAGGGAUCCCCGGUCCUCCAAAGCCUCCACGCAUCCUCCAGCAACGGGAUAUUUUUGCCCUCGCUGCAGGACCAGCCCCCCCUGGCCUCUCACACCCCUUCACCUUCCCUCUCAUUCUCCAUGUCCCUCUCCUCCUCGCCGUCCCUCUCCCCCUGCCAGGGCCCCCACCCGUCCCGACCCAGCAGCUGUGCCAGCAGAGGCCUGCUUCCCCCGCCUCCCUCCCAGGACACCCCUCCUCCUCCGUCCUCCCACUGCUCCGCUCCCCCGUCGCUCACGUCCUCCCCCAGAGACCUUCAGCUGAGGCCUUCCCCUUCCGUCCCCCUUGUGUCCCCAGCAGUCACUCUCCACCCCUCCACCCACUCCCUGCCCUUGUCUCUGGACUUUUUUAGUGCACGCAGAGGGCAGGGAGACACCCACACUCCACCUUGGUGUAAGUCGCAGCUGCGCUACCGGGAGGCCAGACCCGUCUCUCACCCCCAGGAGCUGGAGAUGCAGGAGUGGGGAAGGCAGGUGGACGAGGGGAAGACCUCUACAGAGCACAUCAGCUUCAUCGAUGAAGAGGAGCCAGCGUUAUGAAGAAGGGAUGACAGAGUAGCAGAGAACGAAAGAGACGGAAAAACAAGACCAGAUCAGGGAUAGUGACUGCUGGAUUACAGAAUGAUAACCAAUGGGAAACCAGUUCACACAGGAAGUGAUUUGUCAGGCAGGAAAUGCUAAAAGGACAGACAGGUACAGAAACACAACGCCAGCUGUCAAUACAUCAGUGUGAAGCAGUACUUUCCUUCACACAACUACAACAGCACAAAUUGUCUUACAGUCUGAACACUUCAGUAGCAUCAGUUGCUCCCUGCAGCUGGCACACACAACCGGCUCCAUAGAUCUCUCCAGCUAACCAAACACACAAUAUUGCUUUUAAACCCAGCUACGGAUGUCUCCUCCUCUUUAAAGGGCAGGUACAAGCACACACAUAUCUCAGCGGGAAACAUGUCUUUACCCACGCCAGAUAAUCCGAGCCACCGCACUGGGGCCGGGAAUGUAAACUGUCUCAGUGACAUCAGGGUCACCUCACCUGGAAAGCCAGUUUGCGUCAUCAAUGAGGAUUAUUUUUUAAAGAGAUACGGUUAUCUGCCUCUGGGCUGGUGGGAGGUAAACACUCAGCUGACAUCCAACCAUCUCUUCACAUACACGGCCAUCACCCGCGUUCACAAAAAAACCCUUUGAAUUUGUUUAAACUUCCAACAGAAAUGUCCACAUUGUCUCUUUGAAGUGCACAGUCUAGUCAGCAGAUGUAAAGGAGCAGAAAGGCUUCUGUUUGAGUGUGGACCUAAUGGUACGUGUCCACAAAGCACUUUUGGAUGCAAGAGGUCAUGCCAGUUCCCCAGUAUAGGACGCUUAUAGUCCUAUUGACCGAGAAAAGUCAUGCAAACACUUCCUGGCUGCACCUGAUUGGACGAAUGCUUUCUGCUCUGGCAUUUCAAACAGGACCAACCGUAGGCCAUAUAUAAUAAGUGAAGCCAUUGCAGAAGUUUUUUAAAUCUGCAUUUUCUCUAAUGGCCAGCAGGGGGCAGCUUCAUUGGCUGCAGAAGAAGUCUGAUAGUAUUGAGUUAUGGAGAAGUGAGCCUACAUCUCACUUGAUUUCUGAGCUCAGUCAACAGUUUCCUAAUGGGUUUAUAGUCUCAGUCUCUAGUUUCAGUCUUCUUCCAUACAGCAUGAUGUUCAUUUAGUAAAUGAUGGUCCCAUUUACAGUAAAAUAGACCAUAAAGCAGGGUAUGAUUUUGGGCGGGGCUAUCUUUUGAUUGACAGGUCAUUCUCAGUGAAUCUGGCCAGCUCAACGCACCAAACUCAGGUCAAACCAGGCAGUGCUGUUUAAAUAUGGAUCCAGAUUCUGUUACUGUGUUGACUAUUUCUCACUUAAAAUUGUUUCACAAACAUAUUUUAGUGUACUGUUCAUCUACAAUACAGUAACGUGUUCCUGCCAAACUCAAGGCUUCAAAGCUUCUCUCAUAUUACCAAAAUGUGUUUAUGAAAAUAUUUUAAGCAAGAAAUAACCCAUGCAGUUUCUGAAGCGGUCUUCAUUUUAGAUGGUUAGUUUGAAAGAUUUUAGUGAGUCUCCAGAGGCAGUGGGUCACGCUGCUGGAUGUCCCUGAUUUGCAUAAAGUAUCCUUGAUCUCAACUUGAUGCAAUGAGAAACAGCAACAUGGUGCCCGGUCUCUCGAAACGCACCGCGGCACUACCAGAAUGCAUUGCACGCGAUAAUGAUAAUGACAGAUCCUGUGAACACGUACCAUUAACGUCAGAGCUUAGCAGUUGAGCUGUGUGCCAAAGACAAAAAGCAAGCUUUAUGGAAAAAGUGGGGGGAGCAGUAAUACAUUACACAACACCCAUAUAUAACUGUUCAUCACCACCAUGACUGUUUACAACCAGCCUAUCAGAUUGUACAGCAAACUCCCACAUCACUCCUGAGCUUUAGCCAUCCAGCCAUUCGUGCCUUCUCCAUAUAAAGUCCGUCACCUGUUCACAGGCAAGCAUUUGGAUCAAAAUUCACACAGAAAGCCAUCAGCGUCACCUGCAGAGAACACUUGCACCUUUUAUCUAAAAUGUUACCAAUUUAUUUAUUUAGGCUAUUUAUUUUUGUUGACGAAGGCAAUGAGGAAAUAUAUCUGGGUGAUCUGACAGGAACAGGCUGGGAAGGAAGGUUUACCGUCCAACUACAGAACUGGACGCACUCCAGACUGAGUGCAACCCUCCCAGUUCUUAUGUAGCACACACACACACACACACACACAAACAAAGCAGAUCUCGAACACGCACACACCUCUCAUCAUGUCCAACCUGUCAGCUGACCACUGAGCUUUACGCCGGUACGAGACAACAGCUGAACCCUAACUACAAUACCCAGGCUGCGUCACUAUGGAGGUCUCAGGACUUCUGUACUUUUUGUUUUUUGCUUCGGUGAGGUGCUUUGUGCACCACGUUACUUGUAAUAUAGACAGUCAGAUUUCUGGUUUCUAUUUUCUGUAAGGGGAGCAGGGGACUGGACUCUUUCCACACUGAAAUACAAGGAUUCACUGAGCAGGACUCCCACUGAUGUCUGCGGAGCUCUGAUCCUGUGGGGUACCCUGGGGUGGGGUAUAGGGUGGGCGUGGGCGGUAUAUUGGGUACACAAAAGGGUUUUAAAUCAAAUGCAUGUCACAGCUUUUUUUGCAUGAGGAAUGUGCCUGCUUUUGAGCUGUAGAGGGCGGAGGGACAAGCUGCCCGCCCUACUGGAGGCUGCUGGUUUUCAGAUGUUUUAUUAAAGACUGCUGUUACAUAAAAACUUUACCAGGAUUACAUGAUGUACAACAAUAAAGAAGUGUUGUUUUGUAAGA
This is a messenger RNA of Dicentrarchus labrax (European seabass), 6812 nucleotides long. RefSeq names its product potassium voltage-gated channel, subfamily H (eag-related), member 3 (gene kcnh3). Gene Ontology annotation, molecular function: voltage-gated potassium channel activity. Gene Ontology annotation, cellular component: membrane. Gene Ontology annotation, biological process: regulation of membrane potential; potassium ion transmembrane transport. NCBI's taxonomy places the organism in Eukaryota, Metazoa, Chordata, Actinopteri, Moronidae. The record is from RefSeq and is a predicted model, not a curated record.